This is a messenger RNA of Psammomys obesus (fat sand rat), 1623 nucleotides long. RefSeq names its product transcription elongation factor A3 (gene Tcea3). Lineage: Eukaryota; Metazoa; Chordata; Mammalia; Rodentia; Muridae. Gene Ontology annotation, cellular component: nucleus. The record is from RefSeq and is a predicted model, not a curated record. The transcript is spliced from 11 exons. Gene Ontology annotation, biological process: transcription elongation by RNA polymerase II; DNA-templated transcription. Gene Ontology annotation, molecular function: zinc ion binding; nucleic acid binding. The coding region runs from base 399 to 1520 and encodes 373 amino acids.
CGAUCUUUGCCUCUGGGCUGGCUUGUGCCAAUUCUGGAGGGCGUGGACUGAAAGGCAGAAGACGGACAGACCCGGUGGCCAAGGCCUUCAUGCUGAUGUGCCGUGGGGUCCUUUUCAGCUCUGGCAGAGUUUCUAGCAUUGCGUUGCACCAGGACCUGCAUUGCUAGUAACAUCCCAGGAAAGUUGGAAAUGCUGGGGUCUUCGGAGAGGUUUCAGACCCAGGAAAUCCUGCAGUAGUUGCCGGGUAGCAAGGAGAGAUGUGAUGGUUGCUGGUACAGCGGUUGAGAGCCCAGGUUUCCUCGUCUGUGAGACUGAUUGCCUGAGGGAAGAGCGUCUCCGGGGCUGAGGAGUGGGACAGGUGUGCAAAGCCGGUGGCAGGUCUGAGGCUGGUCAGUGAGAUGAGUGAGGCUUGCUUUUGCGUGGCUGGAGGGGGUGUGGAAAGAUGCCUCACACCUGCGAGGCUUCAGGGCUUCCACCGAGUUGCCCUGGGCUUCCCUCAAAGUCACGGGACACUCCCCGCAGCUGGAGAGAGCAGAACCCAGGAAGGGGCCCUGGACCUUCUGAAGAAGCUGAACGGUUGUCAGAUGUCGAUCCAGCUGCUGCAGACCACCAGGAUUGGAGUCGCGGUCAAUGGAGUUCGCAAGCACUGCUCAGACAAGGAGGUGGUGUCCUUGGCCAAAGUUCUCAUUAAAAACUGGAAGAGGCUGCUGGACUCCCCUGGAACCACCAAAGGAGAGAGAGAAGACAGAGAAAAAGCAAAGAAGAAAGAAAGGGGGCUCGGUUGUUCAGACUGGAAGCCAGAAGCAGGUCUCUCUCCACCAAAGAAGAAAGGAGCGGAAGAGCCCAAAAACAGGAGAGACUCUGUAGAGUCCAGGUCAUCCAUCACCUCCUCUCCGAAAAGGCCGUCGGUGGAAAGAUCCAACAGCAGCAGAUCUAAAGCGGAAACUCCCAAGACCCCCAGCAGCCCCUCAACUCCCACAUUUGCCCCUUCUGUCUGUCUCCUGGCCCCCUGCUAUCUCACGGGGGACUCUGUCCGGGACAAGUGUGUGGAGAUGCUGUCAGCAGCCCUGAAGGCAGAAGACGAUUUUAAGGACUAUGGAGUCAACUGUGACAAGCUGGCCUCUGAAAUAGAAGACCAUAUCUACCAGGAACUCAAGAGCACGGAUAUGAAGUACCGGAACCGUGUGCGCAGCCGCAUCAGCAACCUAAAGGACCCCAGGAACCCAGGCCUGAGGCGGAACGUGCUCAGUGGGGCCAUUUCCCCAGAGCUCAUCGCCAAGAUGACAGCAGAGGAAAUGGCCAGUGACGAGCUGAGGGAGUUGAGGAACGCCAUGACUCAAGAGGCCAUCCGUGAGCACCAGAUGGCCAAGACAGGCGGCACCACCACCGACCUCUUGCGCUGUAACAAGUGCAAGAAAAAGAACUGCACUUACAACCAGGUGCAGACACGCAGUGCCGACGAGCCCAUGACCACCUUUGUCUUAUGCAAUGAAUGUGGGAACCGCUGGAAGUUCUGCUGACUGAACCACCCACCAGGAUGGCAGUGGACAAGGGGAGGAAGAACAAGCAGGAAGCACAGACCAUGUGACCCGGAGCAAAAAUAAAAACUCAAAUGAAGGAAAA